AUGAAGUGCUUCGUCGCCAUUACUGUCUGCGCACUCGUGGCCUGCGGUGUCUUCGCCAAGGAAGCCGCCAAGAAGGAGAAGGUUGAAGGGCGCGGAGGACUCCUGGGCGGUGGUCUCGGAGUCGGCGGUUACGGUGCCGGUGUGGGACCCGGUCUCGUCGGCGGUGGUCUUGGAGGUGCAGGUAUCGGAGUUGCUGGACUCGGCAGCUAUGGUGGAGCCGGUCUCGCUGGCCCGGCUGUGGCUGGAACUGGUCUAAUUGGAACCGGUGGUCUCGGAUACGGUGGUCUCGGAUAUGGUGGUCUCGGAUACGGUGUUCUCGGAUAUGGCCGUCUUGGCUAUGGCGGUCUCGGCUAUGGCGGCGGUCUCGGUUAUGGCGGCGGCUACCAAUCCGGCUACGGCUCGUCGGCUGGCGGCCACCAGGGAGCAUACCAGGGUGGUGCUGCUGGGCACAACCAGGGAUCCGCGGGCUUCGCCGGCGGUGCCUCUACAAGGAACGUGAACGCCUACAACAACAAUCAAGGCUACAGCCACACCUCGGGAUUCUCGGCAUCUGACAGCAAGACCUUCGGCUCUGGACACAAUCAGGGCUCGGCUGGAUUUGGAAAAGGAGCUGCUGGUCACCAGGGAGGAUACGGACAGUCGUCGUUCGGACACAACGCCGGUUCUGGUUUCGGUGGAGGAUACCUCGGCUAAAAGCGCCAUACACGUUACAAUAAAACCUGUUUUUACGAUACA
Molecule: messenger RNA, 735 nt
Organism: Dermacentor silvarum
Lineage: Eukaryota; Metazoa; Arthropoda; Arachnida; Ixodida; Ixodidae
Product: acanthoscurrin-1
Exons: 2
Coding region: 1-693 (230 amino acids)
Source: RefSeq, a predicted model, not a curated record